GUAUGCAGGACUGGGGCACUGCUAUGGCCGUGCUCCUCCUUUCCGGGGUAAGUCGGGUGACCCCGGACUGCUGCCCAGUGGUCCAAGCUGCCACGAGGCAUGUUUGCAGGCGCUCGGUGAAAGAGCCUAGUCUAGCAGGAUUUCUUUUUUUGCGUUUGCAAGGCGAAGUGCCAUGUGACUGCGCAAUUUUUCGACGUGCGAGGAAACCGGAGCAUCGAACGUGCCGAAAUCUUGGGCACGCGGAAAUGGCAGAGGGCGAGGAAAAGAAACGAAACAAGCUUUUCGAAUAUCAGAUUUUUGAAUCGGGCCUGGACUUGCUGCUGGCGGGCGGUCAGCUGACCGGGCAUGCAUGGAACCGGUGCGCCUUGUGACCAUUGGUCAUACUGCACACGUGAUCUGCCAGUUUUUGGUGAUUCGCCCAUUUUCUGGUUAUUCGCCUGUUUUCUGGUGAUGUUGCCUCGGUAUUCGAGACAUCUCGGUGCCGCGCGUGCGACUGGCAAACAAGAAGCUGUGUCGGCAUAUUCAUCUGAUUGCAGGAACACAUUUUUAUUCUAUUCUGCUACAUUCAUAUAAUUGAAAGUAUGAAAUAACAUAUCAAAAGCCUUCAAACAGAUCCCAAAUACAUACUUGGCCUAGAUAGCCUUCUUGAAAAAUCAGUUUACGGGUGUGCUUUGCUCUUCCAGCUGAGGAUUUCUUCUUUGGGUGCAGUUUCUUACUGGAUGCGGUUGGCUCCAAGCGUGUCAUGCUUCUUCCUUUCUUCCUGUACAUCGCCGGUGACGCACUCAGUCUUCCCGAAGCUCUUCAGAUAGCUGAUUAUCAAUUGCAAAAAG
This is a messenger RNA of Metschnikowia bicuspidata var. bicuspidata NRRL YB-4993, 830 nucleotides long. RefSeq lists its product as uncharacterized. The annotation marks the transcript as partial. Lineage: Eukaryota; Fungi; Ascomycota; Pichiomycetes; Serinales; Metschnikowiaceae. The transcript has a single exon. The record is from RefSeq and is a predicted model, not a curated record.